Stegostoma tigrinum is the source of this 2158-nucleotide messenger RNA. RefSeq names its product coiled-coil domain containing 125 (gene ccdc125). Gene Ontology annotation, biological process: negative regulation of Rho protein signal transduction; negative regulation of cell motility. NCBI's taxonomy places the organism in Eukaryota, Metazoa, Chordata, Chondrichthyes, Orectolobiformes, Stegostomatidae. Bases 373 to 1854 code for a protein of 493 amino acids. The transcript is spliced from 12 exons. Gene Ontology annotation, cellular component: cytoplasm. The record is from RefSeq and is a predicted model, not a curated record.
CUGGGUGGGAUCCUCCAAGUGGCGGUGUGGAUUUCUUGGGCCGAAGGAUCUGUUCCCACACUGUUGGGAAUCUCAUCUAAAAGAAACCUGACUCUAUGUUGCUUAUUGGUGAAGAGGGAGUUGUUGUUUUGUAACGCGUUGUGUGGAUUUCCGACUUGUUAAUAAUUGUGAAGCUGAAAGUUAAGGUGUUUGUUGAGACUGCUCUUGCUGUCUGGGACUUACCAGGUGGAACAUCACGAAUGGGGCGGGGCGGGGCCGGAUCACGUGGUCUCCGCCAUUUGUGUUUCAGGAGAAGAGGGUGAAAAAUCUGACAGGUCGUGCAGAUUUUUCUUUUCUGCAGUUAGUUUGGAAGCUAAUGGUGUAAAACGUCUAAUGUCUGAAAGACACGAAUCGCAGAUGAAAGCAGAAGAGGAGGAUGAUAUGUCCUGUGGAGACCUGGGUGAUGGCCUUUGCAGGAAACCUGGUGGAAUUUAUGAACAGGCACCAAAUUCAACUGCUGAGACCAGAAGUUCAAGACAUGGAUCAGAUGCUGACGACUCUGUUUUCAGUAGAAGUGUAACUGAGGAUGAGAAGAAUGCCGUUACAUUUUCCCACUGGACCAAGUACAGCAACCUGUACAAUUCAUUUCAUAAACUAACAACUUUUGAUCGGACUAGUAGGAGCAGGCGGUCGAGCAGCAAUGGCUCACAAGCUGAAAUCUCAAAUGAAGAGUUAAAAGUAAAGCUUGAGGAAGUUAUGAAGGAAGCAGAAUUUCUACGAUGUGAGCUUGAAAUAACACAACAGCAACUUCAGGGAAAAUAUGAAGCAUUAAAGAUAUUACAGAGUAUGGCUGUAUUUGAUAAAGCUACUGCACACACAAAGACAUUACUUCAAAAAACAGGUGAACGAAACAAGAUUUUAGAGAAGGAAGUGAAUAUAUUACAGUGGGAAAAUGAUUUGAAACAGGAUAAAUUUAAGAAUUUGGAACAGCUCUGGAUUGGAAGAUAUGAUCGGAUGUGUAUUGAAAAUGGUCAGCUUUCAAAAGCUUUGGAGGCAAGAGAUCGUGAGAUUCGGGAUCUCCAAUCAGAAAAUACAAUUUUGAACCAGCAGUGUUCAGAACUACUUGCAAUGCUUGAUGCAAAGGAUCAGCAGACUUUCGAAAGAACGUUACCAGUAAAUAAGAAAGACUUCACUGAAAUUACAACAUUGGAGCUGGGAGUGCUUGGAGCAUGUCACUGUACUGGUACUGGAGGAGGGCCCUGUACUUGUGCCAGGAUAGCAGCUGCCACACGGAAACAGCUGCUGCAACAGAAGCAAGAGUUUGAUCUUCAGAGAAAGCGAGAGGAAGAGGCCUACGUAAUGGCUGACGCAUUUAGAAUUGCUUUUGAACAUCAGUUGAAAAGAACAAAUGAUCAAACUCUUCGAAUUAGUGAAAUGGAAAAACUGCAUAGAAAAGGCUCUAAGAAAGGGCUUGUUUGGAAUCGGAUGAAAGAAGAUCCUGUUCGGAGAACAAAAGUGAUUCAUACACCACUUGGUCAAAAGUUGAAGGGUCUGUUCAAUUCUUCAGCAGACCAAAAGAAUUUGGAGGUCUUGGAGGACAUGCAGGAAGUGUUGAAGAUACUUAUAGACUUGUUAAAUGAUAAAGAGGAAGCUCUGGCACAUCAGCGGAAGGUUAGCUAUAUGUUGGCCCGACGUGUUGAGGAACUAGAACAAAAUUACCUGAGGAAGGAUACUCCUGCUACUGAAAUUUCUAAAGAUGAUCAUUGUCAAAAAAGAUGGCAUGAUUCUUUUGUAUCAACUGAUCGAAACCGAAGUGAACACAGAACAGUUCUGCGGACGAACUCUUCCCCUGCAGGUUACUUCAUGGGCAGUUGAAAAUUCAGGAGAAUUCAUUAAAACACAAUGUGUGGCAAGACUUUGAUGGAACAAGCAUUAUUACUGAAGCUAAGAAAUUCCAUGUUUGUUCAUAUGUGUCAAGAAUGCAUUCUUUUAGAAUGGACGUGAUAACUUUUUUAAAAAUUAACUCAUUAAAUUAAAAAAAUUUUCAUUGUUCAAGUUAUUUAUGGAGUCGUAUUAUGGAGCAUGGAAACAGGACCUUUGGUCCAAUUAGUCAAUGCCAUCCAUAUUUCCAAACGAAACCGCCUGCAUUUGACCCAUAUCCCUCCCAAACCUUUUCUAU